Molecule: messenger RNA, 590 nt
Organism: Suillus subaureus
Lineage: Eukaryota; Fungi; Basidiomycota; Agaricomycetes; Boletales; Suillaceae
Exons: 1
Coding region: 121-552 (143 amino acids)
Biological process (GO): C-terminal protein methylation
Cellular component (GO): membrane
Molecular function (GO): protein C-terminal S-isoprenylcysteine carboxyl O-methyltransferase activity
Source: RefSeq, a predicted model, not a curated record
GGCAGCAUAUGGGCAGCAUCGUUUGCUGAAGUAGCAAGCAUCCUCGUCACCCAUGUGGAUCCCUCACAAGUUCCAGAGUAUGGAGCUAGAGUUGUGCAUUUUUUGCAUGCUCUUCACCCCAUGCCUAUAACACCAGUAUUCCUUGCCGGCAGUCUUGCUGUCACAACUGGCGGCUUGUUCAGACUUUAUUGUUCGUCAACAUUGGGAAAGCAAUGGAGCUUCCCACUCAGUAUCAGAAAAGAACACCGGCUUGUUACAAGUGGGCCGUAUUCAAUCGUCCGCCACCCAAGUUACACAGGCUACCUUCUCCAAUAUGUCGGGAUCAUUGCCGUGUAUGUGAGCAAGGGGUCGUGGAUGAGAGAGUGUGGGAUUCUACAUAUGCCUGUCGUGAAAGUGGUAGCAGGUUCCUGCUUCUUUUUGCUCACAGCAUUUGUCGGGGCUGUCAUUCAACGGCCUGCUGUAGAGGACAAGAUGCUCCAGCGUGUUAUGGGAGACGAAUGGAUGGAUUGGGCGAAGAGGGUGAAAUACCGAUUGAUUCCCGGGAUUUAUUGAUAAUAUACUUACUGAGCGCUCUGUUCAUACUUCUUGUU